Molecule: messenger RNA, 1912 nt
Organism: Jatropha curcas
Lineage: Eukaryota; Viridiplantae; Streptophyta; Magnoliopsida; Malpighiales; Euphorbiaceae
Gene: MTM1
Product: manganese tracking factor for mitochondrial SOD2
Biological process (GO): mitochondrial transmembrane transport
Cellular component (GO): mitochondrion
Source: RefSeq, a predicted model, not a curated record
UUCUCACGCAAAGGCACUGUUUGGUUGCUUUUUCUUGUUUCAAGGAAAGGCGAAGUCCCUACUCUGCACUGAUAUUUGCUUGCGCCACUCACUGGUGGAUUUAGCAAAAACUCAGUGAAAUUAGCGCUUUGCCGCUUUCCCCCCUGUUUUUUUUUUUUGAUGAAAAUCAGCCAAAAACGUCACCAAACGUCUUCGUAGUUCUAGAAGGUGUAUUUUUCUGGGAUGACUGAGGUUGCGCCAACUCGGAAUCCAUGGCUGAGUACAGAGCAGACAGCAAGAGUCGAUAUUAACGGUCAACAUUUAUCGACGUCGGACACGAUGGUGCUUGAUGGAGCAGAGCCUGGAUUUUCUGAUUCCCAGCCUCACCAAUCAAAUAUUAAAUCCGCCGGAAACUUAGGGAUUGGUGAAAGAGCUCUCUCUGCUGCCGGUGCUGCUUUCCUAUCAGCAAUUAUAGUUAAUCCUCUUGAUGUUGCCAAGACUAGGUUGCAAGCGCAGGCUGCAGGAGUUCCUUACUCCCACCCACUGAGUAAUAUCAUCAGUAGAAUGGCAUAUUUUGGGCCAAACAUGAUGUUUGCUGAUCUAAGGUGUUCACCGUCAUGCUCGCGAGCUGGAGUUCAUGGAACUGUAUCGAUUUGUCCUCCUGAUUGUUUCCAAUACAAAGGAACUCUAGAUGUCUUCUACAAAAUUAUACGACAAGAAGGAGUUGCAAGGCUAUGGAGAGGCACAAAUGCUGGUCUGGCCUUGGCUGUACCAACGGUGGGAAUCUACCUACCAUGCUAUGAUAUGUUUCGCAACUGGAUGGAGGAUUUCACCUCUCAGAAUAUCCCUGGUGCAACACCAUAUGCGCCUUUAGUGGCAGGUUCAUUAGCGCGUUCCUUAGCUUGUGCAACUUGCUAUCCCAUUGAACUUGCAAGAACCCGAAUGCAGGCAUUUAAAGCAGCAGCUCAAAUUGGUAAAAGACCUCCUGGAGUUUGGAGAACUUUGCUGGAGGUCCUCUCCCAUGUAAGGAGCACAGACAAUCUGCAAAACAACUUUAGAGGCUACCGCGUGUUGUGGACGGGCAUGGGGGCACAGCUUGCUCGUGAUGUUCCAUUCUCUGCUAUUUGUUGGUCAACCCUAGAGCCAAUCAGGAGAAGACUAUUAAGUUUGGUUGGUGAGGAAUCCAGUGCGGCAAGCAUUCUUGGAGCAAACUUUUCUGCUGGUUUUGUUGCGGGAAGUCUUGCUGCUGCUACUACAUGCCCUCUAGAUGUUGCCAAAACCCGAAGACAGAUAGAGAAUGAUCCUGUAAGGGCAUUGAGGAUGACAACACGGCAAGUGUUGAUGGAAGUUUGGAGGGAUGGAGGAAUGAAGGCGCUGUUCACAGGUGUUGGUCCUCGUGUUGGUCGUGCUGGUCCAUCUGUUGGGAUCGUGGUUUCAUUUUAUGAAGUUGUGAAAUAUGUUCUCCAUCAACAUUAUGCAACUUCAUAACAAAGGGGGUGUCAGUGCUUUAUCAGUUCUUUUUGGUCUCUGCCAAAUCAAUUUAAGUUGACUGGAAUAAGAGCAACAACUGGACAUUUGCGUUGGAGAAGCAGCCACCGGUUGUGAAUAAUAUGGCAAGCAAAGAAGAAAAUACAGUUUUGUAAGUGUUAGGUUUUUUCUAUUGGCCUGCAAGUGCAGACAGGAAUCUUAAUCUAGGUUUUUUCUGAGUUCUAGUCUCAGUUCACUAACUUAUUCCGGCCUAUGGCACUUUUGCUAACCCACAUCUAUACGAGGUUUUAACUGACAAGAAUCUUUCCGCAAAUGCCGUGGUAAUUAUAUUUUUACACUUAGGGAUAGUUCUGUAGCAGACUUCGAAUAUUACGAGGAAAGGAAUUGAGUUAAUUGUGAGUUUAUUUAGAAUAUUAUCACAUCUGCCAUCGCAUUUUUGUUUUUU